AUGGAUGGCAUCCAUCCGGUCAGUGGAUCCUAUAAAUCUUGGAGCAGUCGCAGAGUGCUACCAAAAGAUCGACAGAAUGUCACGGUGAGCAUUGUGGUGGUAGCGUCAGGGCGUGAAGGCGAUUUCCUCAGCCAAGUACCUACCAUAAAAGUCAAGAGCAAAAGCCAUAAAAGUGAUCGUUUGACGAACUAUGCAGAAAAAAUCAAAAAAGAAUCAGACGAUUAUUGGAAUUGUUUGAGAUACGUUCUUCUGAUCGAAGACGAUGCCAUACCUGUACCUCAUUUUAUGCCUUUAUUGAAUUCCGUUGUUCAACAAAUGGAUUCGAAUCCACAGAUUGAUUUUGUUAAGCUCUAUCAUCCGCGUUAUCUAAGGAAAAUUCCUUAUUACUUCCAGGUUAUCAUCAGUUUAGUGCUCUCCCGGAUAUACCAUAAAUAA
This is a messenger RNA of Anisakis simplex (herring worm), 435 nucleotides long. The record is from the annotation of a GenBank genome assembly. Lineage: Eukaryota; Metazoa; Nematoda; Chromadorea; Rhabditida; Anisakidae.